Cyclopterus lumpus (lumpfish) is the source of this 1237-nucleotide messenger RNA. RefSeq names its product tubulin cofactor a (gene tbca). Gene Ontology annotation, cellular component: cytosol; microtubule cytoskeleton. Gene Ontology annotation, biological process: tubulin complex assembly; post-chaperonin tubulin folding pathway. The transcript has 4 exons. The record is from RefSeq and is a predicted model, not a curated record. Gene Ontology annotation, molecular function: beta-tubulin binding. Lineage: Eukaryota; Metazoa; Chordata; Actinopteri; Perciformes; Cyclopteridae. Bases 94 to 420 code for a protein of 108 amino acids.
GAUGUAUCUGCCAUCAGCUCGUCAUCCCUGCCUUCCAGUCAACCUGCGCACGUUACAAACACAGACCGCUUGUUCCAUCUAAAAUCUACAGCCAUGGCAGAUCCAAGAAUACGGCAAAUUAAGAUCAAAACCGGCAUCGUGAGGAGGCUGGCGAAGGAGAAGAUUUCAUACGUGAAGGAGGCGAAGCAGCAGGAGGAGAAGGUGGAGCGCAUGAAGGCGGAGAAGGGAGACGAGUACGUCCUCAGGAAGCAGAUCGAGGUUUUGCAAGAGUCCCACAUGAUGGUCCCGGACUGCCACCGACGUCUGACCGUCGCACACGCGGACCUGCUCCAGUUAUUAGAAACAGAAGAGGAUUUGGGCGAAUCAGAGGAGUACAAAGAGGCUAGAAACAUAUUAGACUCGGUGAAGCUUGAAGGAUGAUUUCUGAUCUGUUUUCUGUUCUCACUGUGAGAUUCACUUGCUUCUUUAAAUGUCCAUUCCUUUUCGUCAGGCCCUGUUUGGAAAAACCUGCCGAGGGGGCGAACUGAAUCCAUUCUCUGUUCUCGACGUGAUUAUUUUCUCCUGUUUACCGUUAACGUGCCACCGCGUUUGAUCACGCUCCUCCUGGGUGUGUAAAAAAAAAAUAAUAAUCACACAAGCGCACGAUAAAACAUUCGGUUUAUCACGGCAGAGGAGUCAAGGUUUUUUUUGGGGGUAUUAUUUCUCAUACUGAUGCACAAUCUGGACUCCAAAAGACACAAUUAAAUACACACGCCUUAUGUUUGUCUUUAUGAUCAUCACUUUUAAUGGUGUGGGUCCACUGCUGGAUUGAUUUAAAACACUGUAAUCGGUUUACAUUAAUACUUUUUCUGAAUAAUAUUUUUUGCAUUCCUUUUGUAUAUGCAUAUUAAAGGAGGAAUAAAAAAAGCUUGAGCCUGCAGGAUGUUUAUUGGCUCUGGCUGACGAUGCAUCCCAGAAUAUUUAAGUAACGACUAUAUGCAUUCUUUCGAUUGAUUGAUCGUUUAUGAAAUGACAGGAAGAGGGGAAAAAAGUGACACGUUUCCUUUUUAAUUUGUGUCGUGUGUCCAAAACAUGGAUAUAUAUUCAACUUUAGUGACGUAAAAACAACAAAUAAUCAUAUUUGUAAAACUUUUAAACAACAACUGUUUCUUUUUUUUCUUUUUCCGAUCAUUUUCAAAAAUGUGUAAUUUUCUUUCUCUCUGUAAUCGAUUAAUAAACUGAUGGUUUCAAUGCUUAA